Danaus chrysippus (African queen) is the source of this 1275-nucleotide messenger RNA. The record is from the annotation of a GenBank genome assembly. NCBI's taxonomy places the organism in Eukaryota, Metazoa, Arthropoda, Insecta, Lepidoptera, Nymphalidae.
UUGAUUACUCUAAGUGAUUACAAAAGAUAUAAAAUGAAUACAUCUCUGAAUUCGGUUCUUCCAACAGAGGAUACAAAUGCCACAAACAGUGACUACACUCCAUACAGCGACCGCAUUGAAACCUACCUUGUGCCCAUAAUAUUUGCUAUUAUAUUUAUUGUAGGAGUAUUGGGAAAUGGUACCCUGGUUGUUGUUUAUGUGAGACACAGAGGCAUGAGAAAUGCUCCAAAUACAUACAUUUUUUCCCUCGCCCUAGCCGACCUGCUCGUAAUUUUGAUUUGCGUUCCUUUUGUGUCGGUCAUAUACACACUUGAGUCAUGGCCGUGGGGUGAGGCCAUUUGCAGGAUAUCGGAGACUGGGAAAGAUAUAAGUAUUGGAGUUUCAGUAUUCACAUUGACUGCGCUAUCAGCGGAACGUUACUGCGCCAUUGUCAACCCCUUCAGAAAACUUCAGCUUCGUAAACUACCUCUAGUAUGUGCUACAAUUAUAUGGGUGGCUGCACUCAUCUUCGCAGCGCCGGCCGCUCUUUUUUCUAAUAUCUCAACUGAAGAAAUAGACGACAAUGUAUCUAUUGUUUACUGUUCUCCAUACCCGGCUACGUGGAAGAAUUAUUCCAAAUGGAUGACUUUGACUAAAGCAAUCGUUUAUUACGCUCUACCGCUUCUGGUGAUCGCAUCCUUCUAUUCGCUAAUGGCUCAAAGGUUAUUGGCCAGUACCAAGGAGAUGCCUGGCGCUUUACACGGUGGGCAGGGAGAAGCUCAAGCUAAGGCGAGAAAAUCUGUGGCCUGUAUGGUCUUGAUUUUUGUUAUUGUAUUUUUUAUUUGCUUCCUGCCAUACCAUGCAUUAGAACUGUGGUGGUAUCUUUCACCGACGGCUCAAAACGAUUAUAAUGACUGGACACACGCUCUCAGAAUAAUCGCAUUUUGUUUAAGUUUUCUGAACUCCUGCGUUAACCCGGUCGCCCUUUACUGCGUGAGUGGUGUCUUCAGGCAACACUUCAACCGUUAUCUUUGUUGCCGACGGAGCGCCCUGCAUCCCACUUGCAGUUCUAGAUUGUCACGGACAGCUAUAUGCGAGACCUCCUUUAGAAGCACCCAACGCCAUCGUUGUAGGAACCCAACAGAAAGUGUGGUGAUAUCGAAUUACGACUACGGUAGCACGAAGAAGAAAAACAACAUCAUAUCAAGGAAUAGUGCUGACGGUGUGACUAUCAUGACAAUAAGAGACCCAAAUGACUUCAUUACGGAUAUAAAUGAAAAAUCUGUUGAUAGAUAA